UGGUGGCUGGUGGUAGCCGCAGUGGCCGCACGACCGUCGACUCCGGCGCAACGCUGUGCCCGCUGGUAACAGCAUUCCGCGUAAAUUUUAUGUUUACAUCGGAAACGUAACAUUUUCCUAAUAAGAGCUCGUUUAGGAGGAAGUGUUUUCCGCGUGCAUUGAACUCUUUGACAAAAUUAUUAAGAGGCCGGCAAUAUGCGUGAGAAGAUUUAAAGGCCGUCGUCAUAGCAAUUAAACGGACAAUUCGGAUAUGUUCAAUUAGAAAUCUGUGUCGAUAUGUACUACACAAUGCAGACAAUGAUGCUAGUGACAGUCUUAGUGUUAGUGAGUGCUGUGGGUGCUACAGCGAACAAUACAGUGGUAUUGACUGCUUCGCGAAUGGCCUGGAUGAAAAACCUCUUUGAUCAUCACGACUGGCUCGAGUAUGUGCAAGGCGACAACAGCACUGUGUCCGCCGAGUGUGCUGCUGACAUGAGGACGUAUGUCGAGGCUCUGAACGAAGGGCAACUCUGGGCCUCCAAGAUUUACGACGCGUCCGGUCAAUAUAGUCCAAACAUUUUGUUCGGUAACGAUUACUGGAUGGGUUCGAUAAACGCCUGCAAGGAUCUUCAACUGAAGCAGUAUUACGACCAAGUGCCGCCCUUUCCCACCACAUUCUACGUAGCUAGAAUGAACCUGACUGUGGAUGGUGAUCACAUACCAAUUACAAGGUCAAUGCUGGUGGGACAAUGCAUGCCGCUAUCGUGCAACAGCAGUGCGACGUAUGCCAUCUUGCUUGCGGCGGAGAGGGCGGCGGCGGGCCGUGCGCAGGCGGCCGGCAUAGCGGCUAGCGCGCACACGCUCUACGUUCGAGCCGUGCCUGGCCCGUAUAAUGUUUAUAUGGACUUUAAGACGCAUAUUUUGGGGGCUGUCACACUUGCGGUGGCAUUAUGGAUGCUGAUAGCUUCCCUGUAUGAAGGCCGCCUCGAACGCCGCUACCGAUCCACGCAACGACAAGAUCUAGAGCAAGCUAACAAUAAUCAAAAGCCGGCAAAAACAACAGAGUGCAAUGACUCAAUUGAAGAGGAAAAUAAAGACCGCGACCUAAAACGCGAAAGAUGUGGUGUAUGGGCAGAAGUAUUACUUUCAUUUUCAAUAUUAUCGAACGGUCGGGCUAUCUUGAGUACACGUCGACCAAAUGAUGGAGCACUCACCUGUCUGCAUGGCAUGAGAUUUUUGUCAGUACUGUGGGUAAUCAUGGUACACACUUACCUUACAAUAUUUUACAUAUCUGACAAUAAGCAGAUGAGAGUAGUAACGGAAAGGAACUUUUUGUAUCAAUCAGUCGGCAAUGCUUCGUAUUGUGUGGAUACAUUCUUCUUUAUAAGUGGCUUAUUAGUAACAGUUCUCUUUUUGAGGAGCGAAGAUAAGAAAACUAAAAGGAAAAAUGAUAAAAUGGCACAGGCAGUCGAUAAGGACCUCAACAAGAACAUCAACGGCUACACAAACUCCGCGCUAUCAGUAUCCGCCAUAAGCCAGCAAUCCUUCUACGAGGAUAUUCUCGAUAAGCCGAAAUCAAACGCGUAUACUAAGAAAGAAGUUUCUAGAAUAAUAAGAUCUUUCCUAGUCCUACUUUCAUAUCGCUUGGUUAGAUUGACUCCGGCGUACGCUUUUGUUAUCGGGAUAAACGAGCUCGCGUUGCGAUACACGUACAACAACACCGUUUUCGAACCGGCCAUCUUUGACCACAUCACGUGUGACCACUAUUGGUGGAGAAACGUUCUUUACAUAAACAAUUUGUUUCCACAAAAAGACAUGUGCAUGGUCUGGUCUUGGUAUAUGGCGAACGACACGCAGUUUUACGUCGUUGGCAUUAUACUAUUAUUAAUAUCAGUUAAGCAUGUGAAAUUCGCAACGAUUUCGCUAAUUUUAUUGUUGGUGAGCUCAUGGGUGACCACAAUCUACAUAUCAGUGUGGUACGCGUACAAAGCCCGAAUACAGGAACCUUUUGAGAUGUUUGACCCGCUUUAUGACAAGCCGUGGUCAAGAAUCGGUCCCUACUUAGUUGGUAUGAUGGUGGGUUGGUAUUUACAUAGGACGAAAUGUCAAGUGAAGAUACCGUAUUGGCUGGUUGCCAUCGGCUGGCCGGUGUCGCUGCUAAUCAUCGGCUCUCUCAUAUUCGGCAUGGUUGACGGAUACUUUGAAGUUUGGCCCACCGCUUUUUACGUCAGUAUUGGACACACAGGGUGGGGAGUAGCGCUCGCCUGGGUGUCAAUAGCGUGCUGCUGCGGGUACGGGGGCCUGGCCAACUCGCUGCUCUCCUACAACGGCUUCCUGCCGCUGAGCCGACUCACCUACUGCGCGUACCUGGUGCACCCGACCAUCAUGAUGUACACGACCUUUCUCCUAGAUGGACCUUUGCACUUGCAAAACUCUAUUGUGAUAACAUUAUACGCUGGAUAUGCAGUUCUUGCGUUUUUAGCUUCGUUCGCCAUCUCGCUCGCCUUCGAAGCACCAGCUGUGAGGCUUAUCAAGAUAGCUGGCGGAGAAGAUAAGGGCAAAAAAGCUCGCUGAUUACACGAAUCGUACCUUGGGGAUGGAGUUGAUGUUACGCCUCGAAUUUAUCUCACGUUGCACUUAUUUGUAGCGUUAACAAGUUUAACAUUGAGAAAUGUUUCAAGUGUGCCUCCAUACAAGAGCUUUAUUUAAUUUAAGGCAGUACUUAAUAAUUUAAACUAUCCGCGUCGAAUCGUUCUCUACAUUUUGCUUUGUGAUUUUAAAUCGACCUCACUCGAAUCAUAAUCGAUAGGCCGUAAGCAAACUCAUUGUGAAAUAUCAUUAUUAGGUAGUAUAAUUUACUGUCAAUGGAAGGUUGGAACGGUAAUAUAUUCAAAUUCAAAAGCGCCUUCAGCUCACUCUUGAAUUUGAAUUACAGCAUUCCGAUAGUAAAUUGCUUGAUAAGAUGUCGGAUACGAUAUCGCAAAGUUACCAUUUAAAUAAUUGAUAGUAAGUUGUUUACACGAUUUUAUUAUUAUAUUUACAAGUCUUCGUGUCAUAAUAACUUUCCAAAGGGUUAAUGUAUAGGUAAUAUGUAGAUUGUAGGUAUGUACAUAGAAAGUUUACCGAUCAAUCAUGUGCCAAUAUCAUGACCUGUUUUCAAUCUUUUACUUUAUCCAUACUGUGUUAAUGGAGAAGUUUGUUUUAUGUCAGUAUAGUAUAAUAAUUGACUAUAAAAUCAAGAUUAUAUAAAUGUUACCAUUAGGAUAAGUAGCUAUUGUACAUACAAGUGAUAUAUAUAUUUCUGUGUGUCGACUUUAACAAUGCCGCAUGAUCAAUGUCCCUGAUAGCGUAGGUACAGUCACUACAAAGCAAAGUUUUGUUUGAAUAAGCUAACCUACCGCUAACGAACUUUAAAUGAUUAAGUAACUGGAGUACGGUUCGAAACAAAAACGGAGUUUCAGUUUAAUUUCAGUUCUUGUAAUGAGCUUUGAUGACGGGGUGGUUUUUAUUAUUAAAAACGACUUGAAAUGUAACCAAAUCCUUCAGGUUAAUAAAAUA
Messenger RNA from Colias croceus (clouded yellow), 3537 nucleotides. Its product is annotated as nose resistant to fluoxetine protein 6-like. Bases 277 to 2553 code for a protein of 758 amino acids. Gene Ontology annotation, molecular function: acyltransferase activity, transferring groups other than amino-acyl groups. The transcript has 13 exons. The record is from RefSeq and is a predicted model, not a curated record. NCBI's taxonomy places the organism in Eukaryota, Metazoa, Arthropoda, Insecta, Lepidoptera, Pieridae.